GCCCGCCCACCCGCAAGCGUGUUAAUUUAUGCUCAAGUUGUGAUCUUUGUGUGCGCGUGGAAUUGUGCCUGCUGGAGCCGAAGAUCAUUCAUACACGUUCGCAGUCGGUUCAAGAAGCGAAAUUCUAGCGAAUCAAACCCGACCAGGAAUCGUCGUGAUCGCCGUCGUGCGUGCGUGAAAGUGUGAAAAAAGUUGCCCUCUGCCCGCGGUGUGUGAGUUCGAGUUUACACAAUUUUUGCGCGAUUAUUUUUGGAUUCUAACAUCAUCACCAUCGUCAUCGUCAUCGUCAUCUUCGACGCCGCUUCUUGUUGCCGCCCGUCGACGCAGUGAAAUUGUGAAGCCGUGAAAAUCCGUGUGGAAGCAGAAACUCGCCAGUGGCCGCCGGUUCGGGCUAGUCGUGUCGAAACAACGAGAUUGAGUUUUUCCGCUGCUUUCGAGCGGUGAAGAAUGAAUUCGUGAAAAAAAUUGUGUGUUUGGAAAAUUGUGUGCGCGCGAUCGAUCAAACGUUCCGGCGAGAGGAAGAUUCAGCUUCCGAAUUCUGUGCGUGAGUGCAUUCCGUUCCGUUGGCUGGAGUGAUCAGUGUGUGAAAAUUUUCCGAAAUCGAGAAAGUGUGUAAGUUCUGUUGUCCAAGAAGUGGUUGAAGCAGAAGAUGGAACCCACCGGGAACAAUGGGCUUUCCCCGCUGGACGAGCUCCAGCGGCAGUUGAACGAAGAUCUGGCGCAGGUGGUGGCACCGACGCCGCCACCUUUGGCAUCGGCGCCCCUGGUGGCGACCACCAUUAGUACUGUUGUGGUCCAGGGUGGCCCUCUGCAGCUGGUAAUUGCACUGCUCAAGAGCGGUGAACGAUUGUACAUCAAAGUUGCAGAUCUGCUGCCCAAGUUCACAUUUCUCGGACCGAGUCUGGACGAAGCGUUGCACCUACAGCGGCAACAUGAGGAACUGCUGCGACAGAUUCAGAACCUACCAACUCCGCUGGAGGAGUUCUACCACAAAGUGCAGGAAAAGAUCGCAUCCCACGAGCGACCCGAUCCGGUUCUGAUCGAAGAAAUGGCCGCCUCCCUGGGAGCCGUCUGGCAGGACAUCAAAAAGAUGCUCCAAGAACGACGGGACAUCAUCCUGCUAAAUGUAACCUUCUUCGAACGUCUCGGUGAAUGCUACGGAAAAAUGAGCUCCCUCGAGGUGGCCUGCAAUGACACAAUGAUCCCGAUCGAAAUCGAUGCCGUUCGAGAGUUUUUGGAAUCGUUCAAAUUCCUCCGAACAGAAAUGCUCUCGACCAUUUCCGCUGGCCUGAAGGUAGGCAACCAAAUGCUCGACAAACUCCGAGAACUGGCCAACAUCGGAACGUUCGACUCCCGUCCAAAUCACGUCAAACAAGACGCCCUCCAAGCAGUCGCCCAAGUGGAACGGUGGCUCGAAGACCUCUCCAAUCGGAGGAACAAUCUCGAACAAGCAUGGCAAUCACGAAAAACUCAACUGGAACAAUGCCUCACCCUGGCGAUCCUCGCCAAAGAACUCUCCGACAUCGAGUACAGUCUCAACGCCACCAAGAAUUCCAACUUCAGUUCCUUCACUCUAGGUGACUCUGCCAAUCAGGCUCGUGACCUGCUUGAAAUCUACCAAAACGUCAAACCGGAAGCUCUUCUCCUCCGAGACAAGUCCCUCAAAAUCACCAAAACCACAGAAGAGCUCGUUUCGACCGGUUGCUUCGCAGGAGACGAAGCCUGCGCAAAAGCGUACAGCAUCCUAGCCUGCUGUACCGAAUUCGUCGACGAAGUUGACCACCGCGAAGCCCUUCUUUCCCAGUCCCGGGAAUUCUUCGGUCGUGCCGAGAACCUCCUGACCAAACUGUCCCAAAUCGAAAUCGAACUCAGCAAUCUUCAGCUACGACCGAGCUCACCCUCACCGCUUCUUCUGCAGAACAAAGCCCUGCAGGAGGUAACGGCCACCAUCGAGGACAUCCUCCAGAUGGGCUACUCGCUGAUCGACGACGUCGGACGAACGAAACCGGAGGUAGCCGGCGUGCAGGCCAUGGUCGAACGGAUAGAGCAGAAGAAAGCUUCCUUCGAGCGGUACUGUCUGCAAUCGAGCGAGGAGAGUCUGCGACUGACGGAAGCGUUGAAUGACUUCCUGGAGCGGUACAAUCAGCUGUUCCAGUGGUUGGAGGACUCCCGCCGGGAGCGGAUCGAACAGGCCGUCGACAUUCACCGGAUGGGGGAAAACCUGGCCGAGGCAAAGGAUUGUUUGUUGCUGCAUCAUCAGCUCCUGAAUGACCUGGAGAUCAAAGGAAACGCAAUAAACAACCUGCUGGUCCGGUUGACCCCGGUUCUGGAGUAUCUGGAGGACGACCAGCGGGACGACGUCCAGCACAAGAUCGACGUCAUCCGGCAAACGUGGAUCGAGCUGAAGAACUACGUCAACACGCGGGUGGAUCUGCUCAAGCUGUACAUCCGGUUCCACCAGGAGGCGGAAAUCCUGAGGAACCUAUUCGAAUCGUUCGACAUUCAGAAGGCUGCGUUCCGGAGCGCCGAACACGACCGGCCACUGCUGCAGGCAGCGUUGGACAACAUUCGGGCGCAGUUGGGUCAGCUGAAGGCAUUCGGGGAGCAGUGUAUCGAUGGUUUGGAGAAGGUCGCCGAUCCGUAUCUGCAGAAAGCUCGCGCAGCUCAGUGCGUCGAUCGGACGCUCACCGAGCUGAACGCGCGCCAGUUGACCGCCGCCGAUGAGUGGGAACGCUGGAACGCCCAACAGCAUACGGACGCCACGCUGAACGACAUCAUGGCCGCCAACAUGGAGACUCUCGCAGCUGCAUCCAAACUGGAGGAGCAACUGUACCCAAUCUUCAACACCGCGUCGGAUAAUCCAGCCGAUCUGAGUGCAUUUAUCGCAACCAAAUUGAGUCAAAUCCAGUCGGAAAUCCGGUCGGCGGAAAGUGAACUGACGAAUCGGUUCGAAACGAUUGAUCAACUCGACACCGACGGACCGGAGGGUAGUGAAAAAGUGAUUCAAGUGAAGAACAGUUUGAACUCGAUCAAAACCAAACUGCACACGAUCGCGGCCGAUUUCCAAGAGCUCGCCUCCGCUGUCGAUCGGUUCCUACGGUCCGUGCUAACGUGUCGGGACAAUAUCAAGGACUAUUUCGCAAACAAGCAACCCAUUUCCGGUCCGGACAAUGUGGAAUCGAUCACCAACAGUUAUGAACAGUUCAAACAGAACACGAUGGAGUACUUCCGGAAUCUGCUGCAGCAGAGCGAGCAGAUCAUCGAGAGGAUCAAAGCGCAGGAACCUCCCGGGGCGAAGGAACAGGACACGGACAAGAUUAUUACGUUGCUGGAGAAUCUGCGGACGUACUUUGAAACGCAGACCGAGUCGGAGAACUCCGAGCUGAGAAAGCAGCACGCGGUGAUUGCGUUCGAUAGAAGUUUGAAUGAAGUUCGAGGGGAGAUACGGGAAAAGCUGGAACAGGUGAACCGUGGUCGCGGGCAGUACGGCGAGAACGCCGAUGGAGCCCGACAUAAUCUGGCCGCGUUAGAUGACUUCGAGAGGGGCUUGACGGACCUGGAAUCGAAAAUUGAGUCCUUUGUGAGCUCCUCGCAGAGCUUGAGUUCUCAGUAUCCGGAAACGGCACAGUACGUCCACACGGAAGCCACCAAGAUUCGCAACGAAUGGGCAGAGCUGUUCAACACAAUUCAGGAGUACCGUAAGCUAACGACCAUUGCAAUCCAGUACUACGAGUUGAUCACAGUGGUGGAGAACAACUACCGCAAUCUGAAUGCCGAUUUGAUCAACGCCAACAACAAACUGUCGAUCCUGAACAACCCGGACAUCGCCAAUGACCUGAUCCAGCAAAUCGACAACAUUCUCAAAGUUUACGAGACUCAACAGUUGGAUACGCUGAAGCAAAUUUCCACGCUCUCCUCGCAGAUCUACGGCCACGAUAGCUCGGUAGUGCUGUACAACGAUAACCUGAAGCUGUUUCAAUCAUUCUACAAGAUUAAAAACGAUCUCAACGAUCGCGCCAAAGAACUCACCGAACAACAGCUGCAACAACAGCAGCAACAAGAAACCCAGCAGAAUGGUUAUCACGAGGUAACGACAAUCACAUCAACCACGUCGCAUAACGGACUUCCCCAGCAGCAGUCCUUCGAAGUUCAAACCGUUGACGAAAGUCAAUACUUCCAGGAACCGCAAUCUCCGCUGGUCAUCCAGACAGUGGAGGAAUCUCGCCACGAGCAGAUUCACGAAAUAGUAACUGCCACCGAGCCUCCGCCAUCCCUGUCCGUUCCUCAACCCCUUAGGGACGUGUCCGUUCGGGAAGGCCAACGCGCCCAGCUGCAGUGCGUCAUCAUCGGCCACCCGACUCCGGCGAUCGAGUGGUUCAAAGACGGCAUCAGCAUCCACAACAACCCCGACUACAAAACCACCUUCGACGGUGGCCUGUGCACUCUCACCAUCGAUGAAACCGUCACGGCCGACACGGCCGAAUACCUCUGCCGAGCGAUCAACGACGCCGGAAUCGCUGACUCUCCGGCUCGUCUGAUCGUAACUGAAUUGCCGCAGCCCGUGAAGCCGCAAGGAGUGCCACCGGUUUUCACGCAAAAAUUGGAAAACGGCACCGCGACCGAGGGCCAACCGUUCCAGUACCUCUGCACCGUCUCAGGUAAUCCCCAACCCCCGGAGGUUCACUGGUUCAAAAAUGACACUUGCAUAAACGGUUCGUCCGAUUACCGAAUCUCGUACGAUCCGACCACGGGCGAAGCGGCGCUACGCUUCGAGCAGGUAUUCCUCGAAGACCAAGCUCGCUACAGCUGUCGGGCGAGCAACGAGUGCGGCUCGGAUGAAACCACGGCCCAGUUGGCCGUCGAGCCUCUGGAGCCGACCGAGUAUCCCAGCUUCCGUGUACCGCCGUCGAACGUGAUGGCACGGGUCGGCCAGAAGAUCAAACUGGAAGCCGAAGUCGCCGGAACCCCACCGCCCGAGGUCAUGUGGACCCACGAUGGGAAGCAUUUCUCCAACCGGGAAGUGAAGUUCUUCUACGAAAACGGCAGAGCGCAAUUGGUUAUAGACGAAGCAUUCCUGAAGGAUGCUGGUGUCUACACGCUAACUGCCAAGAAUAUCGCCGGUGAAAAGUCCUGCUCGUGUAAUGUUGUGGUGAAGGGUCGUCUACCGAACGAAACGUCCGAUUCUGAAUUAGCCAGUGAUAUGGAACCAGUGAAGCCGUCCGUCCAGCUCCAGCUCAAGGACGUCUCGGUGUUCGAGGGGAAACCGGUACGUCUGGACUGUGUGAUCGUCGGUCAGCCGGAACCGGAAGUAAUCUGGUACCAUGGCGAUCGUCCCGUCAAGGAGUCCACCGAUUUUCAGCUACUCUUCCAAGGUGACCACUGUUCACUCGUGAUCCGUGAGGCAUUUUUAGAAGAUGCUGGCGAGUAUCGUGUUGUCGCUAUUAAUAGCGCUGGUGAAGCUUCGAGCAAGUGUAAUCUAAUUGUGACACCGCUGAACAUUGCGGAACCAGCCGUACGUCAACCGACCGAGCGUGUCCUGCCGCCAUUGGGUGCGCCACCCAAGUUCGAACGCCUUCUGGCUGACAUCCUUGCGGCCGAUGGCGAAAAGUGUCAAUUCGAAUGCGCCGUCAGCGGAGAUCCCCGACCGAACGUCAAGUGGUUCGUGAACAAUCGCGAAAUCGAAGAAAACCCGCGUGUCCAUUCGGUGUACCGCGACGACGGAGUUGUGAAACUGGUGAUCGAACAGGUGUUCCCCGACGAUAAGGGUGUCUACACGGCCAAAGCCUCGAAUCCGUCCGGGGAGGCCAAGUGUUUCUCGAAUCUGAUUGUCAAAUCGAUCAACGCGACCGAAUUCGAAUCCGUACCGGCAUUCCUCAGCGACAGUGUCGUGUGUCCGACGUUCAAGGAAUUGUUUGCCGAUCGCAUUGUGAAGCUCCAUGAAUCGACCAAAUUUGAGUGCAUCGUGGUGGGCAAACCCCAACCGAAGAUCAAGUGGUUCUUCAACGAUCAACCAGUCCAUGGACAUGAUUUUCUGGUGUCAACCAGUGGAGAUCGCCAGGUGCUUACCAUCCCGGAGAUAUCUCCAGAGCUUGCCGGAAAGAUUACCUGCUACGCGGAGAACGAAGCUGGAAACGCACAAUGUGUGGCCUACGUAAAAUUGGCUGAUGUAUACGGAGCAAUGCUGCCCAUGCAGCCGCUAAUUACAGCUGAAUCGAUGCUACAGGUGGACAAUUCCGGUUCAUCCUUCGUCACGCUCCAGAAGCAGGUGACCACUUCUUCCUCGUCCUACUCCUCCUCGAUGCUGGUCGAGAAUGGAGUGUCACAAUCCGAGGUUCACUCGCAAUCCGCCCAUAUGGAUCGCUCGUUCAAGCAAGUCGGUGACCAAGCUCCAGAAGUAGCCGAGACCAAACAGUUUGCGCAGUUCCACCAGGCCAACGAUCAGCCACCGUCGUUCCAGCAGGAAACUUCGAUGCUCAACAUCGCCAACAACAACGCAUCGGAAAUGCACGAAACGAUCAUCGCCAACUCUGGUCAGAUCAGUACUGGCAAGCCGGCCAGACGUAGCUCUGCACCACGCUUCGUGUCGCCGUUCAACGGCAAGAUCGUAGAUCAGGGAGCCGACGUCGUGUUCGAAGGUAUCAUCGAUGGCUACCCGACGGCCGAAGUAAAAGUCACGAAGAACGACGUCGAACUGCAACCAGAUGGCGAACGCAUCACUGUCUCCUACUCGCUCAACAAGAUCGUAGUCGAGCUGAAGAACGUUUCAACGAAAGACGCAGGACGCUACACCGCCACAGCUUCCAACGCCGCCGGUGCCUCAUCCACCACUGCCGAUUUGGUCGUCAAGAAAUCUAUCUUUCCACCAGUGUUCGGUCGCCGUGUGCAGGCGCAGAGUGUCCGCCGUGGUGAUCGAGUUAUUCUGGACGCUGAAAUUAGCGGAACGCCCGAACCGAUCGUCGCCUGGUUCAAAGACAACCGUCCAGUGCAGGAAGCUCUUCGACAAGGAAGCUACGCCCUACAGCAGGUGGGACCGACCUGUAAGUUGAUCUUCGAGCAGAUUGAUUACCCCGAUAGCGGCAAGUACAUGAUCGUUGCCCGCAAUACGGGUGGUGAAGCGCAGAGCAUUGCCGACGUUGUGGUCAUGGAAGCGGAACAACCGCAACCAGCACAACAACCGCAGAAGCAUGUGUCCUUCGUGGAGCCGCAGCCACAACAACCGGGUGAAAGCGUACCCGAUGAGUCUGGCUUCAUCGCUCAUCAAGAGUUCUCCGCCGAAUCCAAACUAAAGGGUCCCACCACAGAGUCCACCAUCGUGACCGAAACGCGCCGUACGACCGAGGCCACCAUGCGAAUGGAACACAAGGUCAACUUCCCCGAUCUGCCACCGGUGACCUUCUCGCAGCGUACACAGACACCUACGAUUCCGCUCCGAUCGGAGGGAUCCAUGGCACAGACCAACGUACAGACGAGCGCUACCAAUACAGACCGGAUAGCGACACGUACUGACGCCACACAGACACCAAUACCACAACCACAACAACAACAACAACAACAGGGCAAAACCGAGGCAACACAGACGCCACCCCAGGUGGAGGCACCCAAACCUCCGCCGGAAGAACUCAAACCCGAAACAACGAAGCGCAGUGCGUUCCAGUACUUUGAAAAGAUCACCUCGAACGGAACAGCGGAAUCGGUGGCGGUGGCCCCACCACCUCCAGUCUUCAAACCCACAUCAUUCAAACCACUCAAACCACCACAGGUUGCUAGCGAUCAGACACACAAGCUGGUAGGUGAAGAGAAACUCAUUUACAACGCAUACACUCCCGGUCAAGAUAUUCGAAGCUAUCAGCCACCGGCAGCUCAAGUCCCAUCCGAACCGAAUAGAACCUUAGAGUCCACCACGACCACGACCAGUAGUAGUAGUUAUCAGUCGUCAACGCACCGGGUUGAUUUCCUCUCACCCCAGGGCGUCACUGUUCCGACUCCACCGAUCUACCACCAAGAACCGCAUCAACCGAUCAUCGAAAAGCACCCCAUCCCGAAGCCCGACCCGACCCCGAUCCCUCUCCAGCCAAUGCAGAGCAGCUUCUUUAGCCAGCAGCAGCUACAGCAGCAACAACAACAACAACUACAACAACAACAACAGCAGCAGCAGCAGAUGUAUUCGUCUUUCACGACGACUCACCAGCUGCAGGCAUCGAACUUGUCCCAGCAGCAGUACUCGCAGAGCAUGCAGUACCAGCCAUAUAAGCCAUCCGAACCGCUUCCGGCUCCUCAACCAACCAUGCAAGCACCGGUCUUCACUCCACUUCCACAACCGACUCCUCAACCCUUCAAACCUGCUGCUCCUAUGCAAACCUUUGCCCCUGCUCCAGCUCCUCAACCGACUCCGCAACCGUUCAAACCUGCUGCUCCCAUGCAAACCUUUGCCCCUGCUCCAGCUCCAGCCCCUGAACCAUUCUACGCUCCAGCUCCGCAACCCUUCAAACCCGCUGCUCCUCUGCAAACCUUCGCUCCUGCUCCAGCUCCAGCUUCCGAACCACAGUUCAUUCCGGUUCAUCACUCCCUAGCAGCAGCCACUGGUCCUACGCUCUAUUCUGGACCGUCCUACAACCAGACCCCACAGCCGUUCAAGCCUCUCCCUCCACCUUCCAUCACUCCAAGCCAGCAAAAUUACACCUCAACACCUCUGGAGUUCCCACCGGUUCAGCAAACCUUCAUCCCAGCUCCCGCUCCAGCCCCAGUUCCUCAGUUUACUCCAGCUCCUGCCCCAGUUCCAAUGCCUCAAUUUGAGCCAGCUCCUGCCCCCAUCCCACAACCAACCCUGUACCAAGAACCCCUGUACCAACCCCAUCCAAUGCAGCUGCAGCUGCAGCCAGAACCGCAAUUCUUCCCACAACAACAACAACAACAACCCAUGCAACAGCACCACUCUGAAUUCGUGCACCAGCAGCAGCUGCAGCAGUACCACUACCAGCAACAGCACAUGGAAGAAGAGGUCUACAAGAAAAAGUCCGUCAAGGAAACCAAGCAGCUGUUCGAACAGACCAUUCAACAGCAGGACUUCAAAUCACCGCGCAUGUUUGCACAGGUGGCAGCCCAAUCGCCCACGCGCCCAAUGACUCUGCCGCCGGACUUUGGCUACAGCCCGGCCGAGAUAGGACUCGAGCCGGGACCGCAGCCCACGAUGGGCUACGCUCCGAAACUCUCGAACGAACGCAAGAGCUCCUACUAUCGUGAGAAGAUCGAACAGUCGCUGUUCGAGAGCAUGGAUAAAGUGCCGGAACGUGUUCCGGCUGGCGGUGUCAAGAUUAUCCCGCCGAGCCCUCGGAAAAAGUCACAGACCCCGGGACAGUCGGAUACCGCCGGGAUGCCUCCUGCUUCGUUCGAGCAGCCGUCGGAAGCUAAGGGUACGCCCACCGUGGCGCCCGCCAAGAGUCCCUUCACGGCCACCGAAAGCGAAUGCGAGAGUGACCUGGACGUGACCAGGAAGAUGAACGGAGUCAGCUCCGGCUAUCUGGCUGAUACGGAAGAGGUCCAGAAGCAGACGAUGCAGACGGUUUCGUUCAGCAGCAGCAGCGAGCAGAAGGUAGAGAGCUUCAGCAGCAGCAGCAAGACGGAAAGUGUCGUGCUAGGCUCGUCGGCUGAAGUGGUUCAACAAGAGGAGCAUAAGGUCGAAUCAAUUGAAGCGACGAAGGUCGAGAAGGUUGAGGACGCUGCACCGACCGUGACCGCCGAAAUCGCUGCUACCGAGGUUCAACCAGAGCAGCAGCAGCAAGAGCCGCAGCAGCAAGAGCAACAGCAGCAAGAGCAACAGCAGCAAGAGCAGCAAGUGUCGGAGCAAGUCGUCGCCGAAACCACCACUACGACCACCACCACCACCAGCAGCAGCAGCACCGAAGAGGUUACCAAGGAGCCCAUCAAGGUUCAAGAAGAAGGACCGAGGAACUUCCUCGCAAACGAUGACCUUCCGGAUGAUAUGCAACCGGUGAAGGUACUUCCAACGGAAGAGCCUCUGCCAACGCUGAAACAUGUUCCAGUUCCAGCUGCCGUCCAGCCGGUAACAGAGCCAGAGCAUGUUCCGCUAGUUCAGGAACUACCACCACAGCUAGUGGUUGAACCCGCCGCGGCUUUACCAGUGGUCACUCCACAACAGAAUGGAUACCCAUCGGCGAGCGAAUACGGAAACGAUUUCGAUCAAAAGAUCACUCCGGCUUGGCAACCAACCCAAACUGAUGUAGGCUACAAAUCAGUCCACCCGGUGUUCAACGCACCAAAACCACACGAAACGGGUCCAGCUGCACCACCCCCAUCAGUAUUCGAUCCGAUUGACAAGGUUCAAACAACGACCCUUCAACAACCCCAACAGUUUAUCGACAGGAUCGAAAAGCCCAAACCGAUCAGCUAUACCCAAAGUACGACCACCCAGCAGCAGCAGUCGGAGUCCUCAUCCUUCCAGUCUUAUCAACAGCAGAGCUUCCAGCAGCAACAAGAACAACAACACCACGUUUCCUUCCCACCGGUUGAAACAGCUCCGGCUCUGUACUACACCUCGGUAACUGCUCAACCAGUGCACAGCACGAUCGCAAGCGAAACCUCCAACACUAUGCACAUGAAGGAAACCACAGAGACCAGCAACCGCGUGGUCAACAUGUCCCAAUCUCAACAGGUCGUCAAUCUGGAGUCCGCCAACCAGUUCAUGGCCCAGAAUGCAGGUCGCUUCACUCCUGGAGAGUACCGCGAAAGUGACUACGAAUCCGACGGAUCUCGUAUCCGUCCACUCUGGACUCCACAUCCGUCGGACAGCGAUGAGCCGCACUUCCGCAGCGUGCGACCACAGUUCAAACAACCACGCUCGGCUAGCGUUCCGCGAUCCGGCGAACACAUCCAAACCCCCAUGGAGUUCGACACCGGUCCGGUGCUGAUGCCGUCCAAGAUCGUCACCACCGUCGAGUCUACGAACCAACAACAAAGUCAAACCGUCGAGACCGUCGAAGUGUUGCAAACCCAAACCCUCGAUCGCAAGUCCUCCUUCAGCUCCAAACGACUUGCCACCUCGCACGUGUCCAACCUGCGCGAUGACAUGGCUGUAAAGGCCCACAAAGUGGCCCCGAUCAACUACAUCCAGAAGGCGACCAACCAGGCGGAAAGUAUGUCCCAGUCGUUCAAGACCAAGGCGUACCACUUUACCAACGAAGUGAUGACCGACAUGCGCAAGGCUCCGAUCAAACCGAUCCUGAAAAAUGCCUUCGGCUAUCAGGUCCCGGUGGUGCAGGCCGCCCCUCCGGCUCCCACUGCAACAACUCCCACGCCGACGGCCGACAGCAACGCCCAGGCCUACCGCGAGGAAUCACGGGUGUCCCAGUACGGCACCAAACACGUCGAUCCGGACACCGGAAUCAUCUACUUCAAGUACGAUUUCGGUUACGAGUUCGGUAUCAUUUUCCCGGGCGAAGGCCACCGGAUCAUUGCCGGAGCCAGCCGGAACCGGAACCAAAAGCUACUCACCAACGGUGCCGGCGGUGACAGACAGAAACACCCACUCUACCAAAGUGCUUCCCCGUUCGGCCGGUCGGGAGCCACCUCCGUUGAGGUUCCGGUCAUACACGAACGCACCAAAGACUACUACCGGAACUGUAGUCCCACGCCGUUCCGACGGUCAGCUUCGGUUCCGGCGCCGGAUAUGCAAGCCAGUCGCUACCAGCAGCGGUACAAUUAUCCAGUUCCAGCCGGAACAGGAACACAGCAGGGAGGUAGUGGACGUUCUACGCCCCGUGUUGGCUACUUUAGACCCCUGUCCCGGUGCACCACCCCAGACCAACAAUCGACCCCAGUUCAGGGUUACAAUCGCUCGGCGACUUGCACUCCUAAGCCCCACCCACAGGAACCGGCCAUCGCCACCAAGCUGCCACUAUUCGUUGCCCCCCUGAAGGACAUUGCCGUCGUCAGUGGACAGCCGGCGCGUUUCGAGUGCAUCGUCGCGUGCGAUGCUACACCUGCGAUUCGCUGGACCAAGAACAACGUACCGAUCGACGAAAGCGGUCAGCGGUACUAUCCGGAGUACCGGAAUGGGCUGUGCCGCCUCUCGCUUCCGGUUGCCUACGAAGGUGACGCUGGCAACUACAGCUGCCUAGCCGAGAACCACCUGGGUCACAACCAGACCUGUGCCGAUCUGAUCGUGAUCGAUAGCGACUGGAGAACGGCGUCCGUCGUGACGGAUUUCUAGAUUUUCAUCUGAGAAAAAAGAGGAAGACGAGAGUUAACAGAAAUUGGACACACGAAAUUCAUCAAUUAAGAAACCAAAGAAGGAGAAAGGGAUCGAUAGCAAACAAUUCGAACAGUUAAUUAAAACAACGGAAAAUCAGAAAGAUAUUAGGAAAAUCGAAAAAAAAAAUUCAACUGAGAAACAAUCAGAACCAUGUCAGAAACGCUGAAAGAAACGAAAGAAAAUAUGUUUGUUUUUAUUUUAAUCGUAAGCUUUUUCGUUUAAGUAACCAUAUGAGAAAUGAUGAAAGGAGAAAGAGUAUAGUUUUCAAGAACUUUUUUCUUUUUAUGUAAAGUGUUGCUUUUACUCGUUGUCUAUUUAGUGGUUUUCUACGUCCCAUUUUGUUCUUACUUAUUUACGAAAUGUGAAAGGAACCUCGUAAGUUAUUUAUUUUAGCUUAUAAUUUACUUACCCUCCCCCCCCCUCCCACCAACAGAUUGAUGUGGCAAAAAAAUUAUCACUUUUUCGUUUGGAGAUUAUAUUCGAUAACUGUAAUUUACUCUAUCUAGUCCUCCAAUCAAUCGUUGGAACGAGAAAAAAAAAAGUGAAAAAUGUUCUUUGAAAAUUUACCAAAAAAAACGCAGAAACUGAACCAGAACUAAUCGACAUGCAAAAAAAAAUGUACUUGUUUGACCCCCGCUUUACCCAGUGGACGAAAAAAAAAAUACGCUGAUGAUGAUCUAUAAAUAAUUUUGAAAUGAAAAUCUGAAUGAGCUAGACAUUAAUUGUUUUUUCAUCCCCCGAACAUUUUUGUUUUUAUCUGCCUCACACUUUAUAAUCAUUCGGUCACUCAAAAAUCGCUCACACAAACACUUGCAUAAGCCGAAGGAAUUUCCGUUUAUCUUCUAUUAUUAUGAAAUUAUCUUCGCGCUUCCGAAUCAUUUGAAACAUGAGAAAACAGAAAAUAAACGUUAUGUAAUAUGGUCUUGCACCGCCCAAAGGGUUAACUAUGUAAACAGCAGGUUGAUUGAAUAAAAUCGAGAUUAAUUUAAAAUAAA
Molecule: messenger RNA, 13263 nt
Organism: Ochlerotatus camptorhynchus
Lineage: Eukaryota; Metazoa; Arthropoda; Insecta; Diptera; Culicidae
Gene: zormin
Product: titin
Exons: 18
Coding region: 650-12226 (3858 amino acids)
Biological process (GO): homophilic cell-cell adhesion; synapse organization
Cellular component (GO): axon; plasma membrane; neuronal cell body
Molecular function (GO): protein kinase activity; axon guidance receptor activity
Source: RefSeq, a predicted model, not a curated record